AUGGGCCUAGCGCGUGUCCGGGAGUUUUGGCAAAUUUGGCGCAAUUAUAUUGCAUUUUGGUGUUUUGGACUAUUCAACAACUUUAUUUAUGUCGUUAUGUUGAGCGCGGCUGUCGAUAUUCUGGAAAGUGGCACCUCUAAGAAGUCUGUUUACGAUACUGACUGGCAUGGUCGAGUAAAUUGUACCGUAGUGGGGACCGGGGCUGUUCUCUUGGCCGAUAUCGGACCCAGUCUUUUGCUCAAACUUUUAGCUCCCGUUUUUAUCCAAAGAUUGCACUUUCAUUUUAAGGUUCGCCUCUCCGUUUUCUUCGCGCUUUCUGCGUUUCUCAUCGUUUCCUUUUCCAACUCGACCGAACUUAGCCUUUUCGGCGUCGUAUGUGCGAGUCUCUCCUGCGGUCUGGGUGACGUCACAUUCCUUACCAUGGUCGCGUUCUUUGACACUGGUGUUCUUGCCUCGUGGUCGUCAGGAUCAGGAGCCGCGGGCAUCGUUGGUGCUUUGGCGUACGCUGCGCUGACGUCUAUUUUUUCGCCACAGGUUACCCUCCUUGCCAUCACCUUUGUACCCUUGGCGAUGCUUUUCAUGUACUUCCUAGUCUUGGAAAAACCAUCUACUCCAGCCUUCCAAGUCUCUCAUUCUAGUAGCUCCUGGUGGUUUCUUGGGUGUCCGCUCACCUGUCUUCCCACCGCACCUCCUCAUGUAGGCGCCGAUGCCCGUGAGCCCACUUACGACGAUUCUGAAGGCAAUGAAACACAUCAACUGAUUGGACACGCAAAUGCUGCUCAAGUUUCACCCGAUUGGGGAACGAGAAAACGAAUUAUUUGGGCCAUCUUUCCUUUCAUUUUCCCUCUCAUGUUGGUCUACUUUUUUGAAUAUCUCAUCAACCAGAGUCUGUAUGAACUGAUCUACUUUAAUGGAUUGGGGAUCAGCCAUUCUCAACAGUAUAGGUGGUUCCAAGUAGUGUAUCAGUGCGGUGUGUUCGCCUCGCGUUCUUCCCUGAAAUUCUGCCGCGUCAAGGAGAUCUGGGCUCUUGCUGUACUGCAGGGCCUCAUGUUCGUCCUUUUCCUUGCGCAAGCUAUCUCGCCCUUCACAAACAAUAUCGGGGCCUUCUGCGGAAUUAUCUUCUUUGAGGGCAGCCUCGGAGGUCUCGCCUACGUCAACGCCUUUGAUCGUGUUCUCAGGGCAGCCAAAGCCGACACUCGUGAGUACAGCAUGUCAGUUGCUGCGUUCUCCGACUCCCUCGGCAUCACCUGCGCUGCAUUUGUUGCCAUUCCUCUGCAUAACUGGCUCUGUCGCUUAAUUGCCCCUAAGCCUACUUAG
Molecule: messenger RNA, 1317 nt
Organism: Echinococcus granulosus
Lineage: Eukaryota; Metazoa; Platyhelminthes; Cestoda; Cyclophyllidea; Taeniidae
Product: Battenin
Exons: 13
Coding region: 1-1317 (438 amino acids)
Biological process (GO): regulation of intracellular pH; lysosome organization
Cellular component (GO): lysosome; membrane
Source: RefSeq, a predicted model, not a curated record